AUGAGGAAUCCGUCGUCGUCGGGAGGGACGAAGACCCCGUGCUGCAUCAAGGUGGGGCUGAAGCGGGGGCCGUGGACGCCGGAGGAGGACGAGCUCCUCGCCGGCUACAUCAACCGCGAGGGGGAGGGCCGGUGGCGCACCCUCCCCAAGAGGGCCGGCCUCCUCCGCUGCGGCAAGAGCUGCCGCCUCCGCUGGAUGAACUACCUCCGCCCCUCCGUCAAGCGCGGCCAGAUCGCCCCCGACGAGGAGGACCUCAUCCUCCGCCUCCACCGCCUCCUCGGCAACAGGUGGUCUUUGAUAGCUGGGAGAAUCCCAGGACGGACUGACAAUGAGAUCAAGAACUACUGGAACACUCACCUGAGCAAGAAGCUCAUCAGUCAAGGGAUCGAUCCGAGGACACACAAGCCGCUCAAUCCAGAAACCCAGAACUCCAGCAGCAAUCCUCCGGCGAAAGCUCCUUCUGCCAAACCGGCACCUCGCCCCCGAAGCCCUAACCCUAGCCCCAUCUCUUCCGGCCUCGAAGAAACCAGCAGCGGCAGCCCAGCCAUCAUCAAAGUAAAUGAUCAGCUCCAAAGUGCGAAUAACAUGGAGGCUGUGUACCAAAAUGGGACUGCGGCGGCUCACGGCGGCCAAGCUGGUUAUUUGCCGGGUGCCGAGCAUUACCAUGUGAUGGGCUUGAGAAGCAGCCACCACGGACUGUCUAACGAGGAGGAGGAGGACCUCAACUGCGGCGGGGACGAUGUGUUCUCCUCGUUCCUGAACUCUCUGAUCAACGAGGAAGCAUUCCCGAUCCAGCACCAGCUACAACAACAGGCAAUCGGGUCCUCAUCGGAUUCGGAUCCCAUGGCUGCAGCACCUGUUUUCGGGAUAGGCACUGGCUGGGAAUCUGCAAUCAUGUCUUCGGUGAUUAAUCAAGACAAUAAUAGCAGGAGGGUGAAUGAACAGGUUAAAUAGCAGCAUAUGUAUAUCCCGAGUUGGAGAGUACUACCUAUCAGCUGCCAUAAACUAUGAGGUCUCUCAAGGGUUUGGAAUGUCAUUCUAUGUGUGUUGUGCCGAUUCUUGUUUAAUCUCUUCAAUCAGCUGCUUAUUUAUCACGGCUGAUUUGUUGUAAUGGUGUGUGUUAUUUGAUGUAAACAAACCUUGCACUCAGUAUUGUACUUAUUUGAUAUAUAAAGAUGCGUGUUGAUAUGCCAAA
Messenger RNA from Syzygium oleosum, 1195 nucleotides. Its product is annotated as transcription repressor MYB5. The coding region runs from base 1 to 954 and encodes 317 amino acids. The transcript is spliced from 2 exons. Lineage: Eukaryota; Viridiplantae; Streptophyta; Magnoliopsida; Myrtales; Myrtaceae. The record is from RefSeq and is a predicted model, not a curated record.